Messenger RNA from Zophobas morio, 763 nucleotides. RefSeq names its product RNA-binding protein 8A (gene tsu). Gene Ontology annotation, biological process: RNA splicing. The transcript is spliced from 4 exons. Gene Ontology annotation, molecular function: mRNA binding. Gene Ontology annotation, cellular component: cytoplasm; nucleus; exon-exon junction complex. The record is from RefSeq and is a predicted model, not a curated record. The coding region runs from base 127 to 621 and encodes 164 amino acids. Lineage: Eukaryota; Metazoa; Arthropoda; Insecta; Coleoptera; Tenebrionidae.
GUUUCUCGGAAUCGCCGCGAGGUUGAGAGUUGAUGUGACAGCGAAGCGGAGAAUCCGUAGAAAGAAAUUAUAAUAUAAAUCGAAUAAUCUGUUUCAUUAUCAAAUAAUUAAUUAAUAUCAGUAACAAUGGCUGAUGUACUAGAUAUAAACGACUCGGUAGAAUUAGACGUAGAAGACGAGGGCGAUCAGAGCGUUCUUCGACUUAAGGAUAAAGUUGUAAAACGAAAAGGCCGUGGAUUUGGACCAGGAGAAGCUAAAGAACAUGAAAAGAUUCGUGGCUAUGAAAGUUUAGAUGCAGGUGAUCACGGUGACGAACCAGGACCUCAAAAAUCGGUAGAAGGAUGGAUUUUAUUUGUUACUUCAGUACACGAGGAAGCUAGCGAGGAUGACCUCAGCGAGAAAUUUGCAGAAUUUGGACCAAUUAAGAACAUCAGCAUAAACUUGGAUCGGCGUACAGGGUUCUUGAAAGGAUAUGCGUUAAUAGAAUAUGGAACAUACGAAGAAGCUUAUGCCGCACGAGAAGCUCUAAAUGGCUCGCUACUUUUAGGACAGACUAUUGGUGUUGACUGGUGUUUUGUUAAAGGGCCUAAAAAGUCAAAGAAGCGAGCCAGAAGACAUUGAUUAUAAAUUUAAUUUAUUGUAUUUUAUUUUCCAUUUGUCAAAUAAGUAAGUGAACUUCUGUUUUAAGUUUAUUAUACAGCCCUAUUACCAUAAUUUUUCUAUUUGUUACAUAAUGGUGUAAUAAAGCGUAAGUAUUUUCUAA